Molecule: messenger RNA, 7196 nt
Organism: Hippopotamus amphibius kiboko
Lineage: Eukaryota; Metazoa; Chordata; Mammalia; Artiodactyla; Hippopotamidae
Gene: BBS1
Product: Bardet-Biedl syndrome 1
Exons: 17
Coding region: 51-1832 (593 amino acids)
Biological process (GO): non-motile cilium assembly; protein localization to cilium
Cellular component (GO): centrosome; axoneme; BBSome
Molecular function (GO): smoothened binding; patched binding
Source: RefSeq, a predicted model, not a curated record
CGCUGCGCGGCGGCGGGCCGCUGCCGGUUGCUAGGGUGACGCCUGCGAAAAUGGCUGCUGCAUCUUCGUCGGAUUCCGACAGCUGCAGAGCGGAGAGCAACGAAGCCAGUUCGAAAUGGCUGGAUGCACACUACGACCCCAUGGCCAACAUCCACACCUUUUCCGCCUGCCUGGCGCUGGCAGAUUUGCAUGGGGACGGGGAGUACAAGCUGGUGGUGGGGGACCUUGGCCCAGGGGGGCGGCAGCCCCGCCUGAAGGUGCUUAAGGGACCCACCAUGCUGAGCGAAAGCCCGCUACCCGCCCUGCCGGCCGCUGCUGCCACCUUCCUCAUGGAGCAACACGAAGCCCGGACGCCAGCGCUGGCACUCGCGUCGGGCCCUUGUGUGUAUGUGUAUAAGAAUCUCAGGCCCUACUUCAAGUUCAGCCUGCCCCAGUUGCCUCCAAACCCCCUGGAACAAGACCUUUGGAACCAGGCCAAAGAGGACCGGAUUGACCCCUUGACCCUGAAGGAGAUGCUGGAGGGCAUUCGGGAGAAGGCAGAGGUGCCUUUGUCUGUUCAGUCACUCAGGUUUCUGCAGCUGGAGCUGAGUGAAAUGGAGGCGUUUGUGAACCAGCACAAGUCCAAGUCCAUCAGGCGGCAGACAGUCAUCACCACCAUGAUCACCUUAAAGAAGAACCUGGCUGAUGAAGAUGCUGUUUCCUGCCUGGUGCUGGGCACUGAGAACAAGGAGCUCCUGGUGCUGGACCCAGAGGCCUUCACCGUUUUGGCCAAGAUGAGCCUGCCCAGUGUCCCCGUCUUCCUGGAGGUUUCUGGCCAGUUUGAUGUGGAGUUCCGUCUUGCCGCUGCCUGCCGCAACGGGAACAUCUAUAUGCUGAGAAGAGACUCCAAGCGCCCCAAGUACUGCAUCGAGCUGAGCGCCCAGCCUGUGGGGCUUGUCCGGGUCCACAAGGUCCUCGUGGUGGGCAGCAACCAAGACAGCCUGCAUGGCUUCACCCACAAGGGUAAGAGGCUGUGGACAGUGCAGAUGCCCGCAGCCAUCCUGACCAUGAACCUCCUGGAGCAGCGCUCCCGGGGCCUGCAGGCCGUCAUGGCCGGGCUGGCCAAUGGAGAGGUCCGCAUUUACCACGACAAGGCUCUGCUCAAUGUCAUCCGCACACCGGAUGCAGUGACCAGCCUUUGCUUUGGCCGCUACGGGCGGGAAGAUAACACCCUCAUCAUGACUACACGAGGCGGUGGCCUGAUUAUCAAGAUUCUGAAACGCACAGCAGUGUUUGUGGAGGGGGGAGGUGAGGCAGGCCCCCCACCAGCCCAGGCCAUGAAACUCAACGUGCCCCGAAAGACCCGGCUUUAUGUGGAUCAGACACUGCGAGAGCGGGAAGCUGGCACCGCCAUGCACCGGACCUUCCAGGCAGACCUCUACCUGCUGCGCCUCCGGGCCGCCCGCACCUACGUGCAGGCCCUCGAGUCCAGCCUGAGCCCUGUGUCUGCGACAGCCCGGGAGCCGCUCAAGCUGCACGCUGUGGUUCAGGGCCUGGGCCCCACCUUUAAGCUCACACUUCACCUGCAGAACACCUCAACAGCCCGACCCAUCCUCGGGCUGCUGGUCUGCUUCCUGUACAACGAGGUGCUCUAUGCUGUGCCCCAGGCCUUCUUCAAGGUCCCCUUGCUGGUGCCAGGGCUCAACUACCCCCUGGAGACCUUUGUGGAGAGUCUUAGUGACGGGGGCAUCUCAGACAUUAUCAAGGUACUGGUGCUCCGAGAAGGCCAGAGCGCACCCCUGCUGAGUGCCCAUAUUAACAUGCCCGUGAGCGAAGGGCUGGCAGCUGCCUGACCCCUGGGCCAGUGUUGAAGCCCCUGUGGAAUCGGGACCAGGAAGAUCCAGCCCCUUCCACUGCGCCGGGCAGAGUCCACAGCCCCAGGCCCACUCCCGUGCAGCAGUAUGCUGGGCAACGGCCUCCCUCUCCUCUCCUAGCACCCCUCUCUCACCACCCUGACCACUGGGUGACCUGUAACAGCAGGUCAGUGAGUCCCCAGGAGGUUCAGCUCCUUCCUCCUCAGGAAAACCCAGGUAUCAGCUCCUGGGCUCCUGCUGCUCUUCUCUUCUCCCCACUUUUCCCCAGAAACCGCCCCCAGGUCCGAAGGCAGAGUUCUGAAGUGGUGAGAUGAGGGCACAGGCACAGCCUCCUCCUCUGCCGCUUCCCUUAGGCACGUCACUCUGCUGCUGCUGCAGAGUUGGCUGGGGCCUGGCCUGGGACAAUCAGAGGCUUUUCUUAGGUGAGACUAAGCCCCCUGUUUCUCCGAGGUUCCAGAGGCUUGGCUGCUGCCAGCUCAGCUUACAGGCAAAAUGCAUGCUCUGAUCCCCCCUUGCGAGCUCAGCCGGAGGGCCCUCUUUCUAGUCAAGGGGCCCAGGGAAUAGCUGUCUUCCCACAGGGGGCUUUUCUGAAGUCUUGGGCUCAGCCAAGGUCUCAGGCCUGUGGAUGCUCCACAAAGAUCACCGGGAAGAAGCCGGUGUCGGGGGCAGAGAGUGCCUUUGCAGAAGCUAGCGGCCCCAGCCCCCCAGGCUUCUGAAGACCACCAGCUGCUGCUCCUGACUUGCAUGCUUGUCCUGCCCAGAAAGCAUCCCUGGAGAGGAAGGCUCAGCUAGACAGAGCAGAGGCAGGGCCACAGCACACAGGAGGGGCAUCUCUGGGGUCCUGGGGAGGGGGCUCAGGAGGCAGAACCCUAGAACUGCCAGUCAAGGUGCUAUUCUAUGCCCUGGAGCCCAGAUCAGUCAGGUGAGUGGCAGGUUCACUGGGCAGUGGCCAUAGUGUGAGAGAUUUGCUGGAAAGGCAUGAACCACAGGUAUUGAAGAUUGGUUGAAGAUUGAAUGAAGGUACAUGUUUAGACCAUAACAGUCAGAGACCCACAGUCCCAGCCCUUGGUGCCUCCUGGAACCCCCCGGCUAGUCUGCCUGGCCCACUUCUCAGCCUUCUUUUGGGUUAGUGCUACCAGGGCUAUCCUGAGCCAUUUGUGAGCCAGGAACCCUGCUCCCUGGGGAAGGACUUACAUCUUCUGUCUGACCAGGCACAGCCUAGUAUGUGUCAGACAGCUCAGGCUUUGGGAAGUACCCAAAUCCUUGGGUGUUUCAGUUUCCCUAGGUGCGAAAUGAGGCAGUUUGCCCAGAUUCAGCUCUAACAUCCUAGAGCCUGGCAGCCCCUUUAAGGAAACGAGGAGUCAGCUCCAGAAAGGGGGUCCUUGACAGGAGUAUGUGCAGAGCUUUUGCUCUUGAGACCAAGGGCCCCAAGCUGAUUGAUUCUGCCGGGCGACAACCGCUGUGCCCAAGACAGUGAGGGACAGCCCACAGCCACCCCCCAUCCUCCCCAGGGAAUGCAUUCCGGGACCAGCUUAAGAGAAGCAAGGGGGCUGGACCAGAGAAAGAGCCCAUCCCCCUCGUCUCUGCAUGGUCCAGCCACUUGCAAACAUAGACCAGUUGGGUCAGGAUGGUCUAGACUUUCUAGAUCCAGCUGACUGAAGCGCAGUGGGAAUAAGCAGGAGGUUUAGUCUGGAAAUGGAAAGACAGGUAGAGGGAGUGUCGCUGCCAGAGAGAUUUCAGCUAAACCUGAAGAGUUUUCUGAGAGAGCUUAUCAGAGAUAGAGGGGCCUGCCCCCAAAGGUUUUGAGCCCCUUGUCACUGGAGCUGUGUCCCUGGGGCUGGGCCAGAUGACCUCACCAUCCCUUUUGCCACAGUCAAGUGAUAAACUGUGUGAACUUGGAACAGAGAAGUCUGAUCUGGUUUCUACUCAUAGUUUUUCAUGCUGAUGAAAGUGGAGAAACUAUUCCAAAGCCCGACACCUAACAUGAAUUUAUAUGAUGCAAUGCUGUGUACCCAUUAUUUAAAAAAAAAAAAACAUGUGAAUUGCACUGGUCUGGACAGUGUAAAUAAAGCAUUACAAAGCAAGAAACAGUGCAUGAUACCCAGUGCCCUCACUAGUUAGAUCUCCAAGAAAUUGUACAUUAAGGAUGAGGAGAAUGGUGCUUUUUUUUUUUUUUUUGUAAGUAUCAAAAAACAUGUACCUACUUAGUACUAUGGAAUUAGGCAGUUCAUAACAAGAAAACAGCCUCUCAGGAAUUCCCUGGUGGUCUAGUGGUUAGGACCUGGCACUUUCACUGCAGGGGCCUGGGUUCAAUCCCUGGUCAGGGAACUAAGAUCCUGCAAGCCUCUCCCCAUUCCCCAGUACUGCUCCCCUGCUACAGUCAUUUCCAGUUCUCUCAGCUAUUCUUUAAAUACGCUCCCACUUAAAGACAUUAUUUCUUGGCUCCCUGUCAUAAUAGAUGAGGCUUUAGCUCUCUUGUGGCAGCACCCUGUGCUCUCCUUUUCUCCCCAGUUUUUAGGUAAAUCUAUACUCACUGUUUGCAUUACUAUGUAAAAGUUAUCUAUUGCAGAGCCAAGAAUUGGGCUAUAAUUAAAUUACUUUUUUUGUGUACUUACUUAUUUUCCAUGGAGUUAAUAACUGCCCUGUUUUUUUCAUUUGCUUAGUUUUCUUUAAAUACCAGUUGCUAAUUCUUCGUCAACCCAGUCUUAUGGUUCCUCUUUUUUCUGUACACUUCCCUUCAUCCCCUGCUUAAGUGAAUGCUGUUGGUUCUCUAGAACUGCAGCGAGAACUUCUCCUGGGAAUUCUGCUUGCUGUGUUCUGGGCUAGAGUCCCUGAUUCCUGGACCCCAUGUCUUUUUUCAUAAUUCUUCAAUUUCUGAUCAGGGAACUAAGAUCCCACAUGCUGCAUGGUGUGGCCAAAUAAUAAUAAUAGUAAUUUGAAAAAAAAAACUUAAGAUGUAAGACAGCAAGAGUAUAUAAAAUGAUCAGGCAAACUUGAAAAGGAACAAACAGAACUUCUAGAAAUGAAAAAUAAAACAUUUGACAUGUAAAACUCAAUGGAUGAGUUGGUACAACCACUAAAACAAAAAACAAAAAAAGCCAAUAGAUUGGUUUAGCAGUUGACAAAGUACUUAACUGGAAGAUAGAUUUGUAGAAGUUAUUCAGAAUGCCAGAAACAGAGAAAAUAGGAGCUGUUAAGAAACGAGGGGGAUGAGCCUCCUAGAUAGCUUCCUCCACAAGAGGGCAGACAGCAGUAUCAAGCAGUAUCAGCAGUAUUUCAUCUUGUGGAACUGAAAAUCACAGCCACAGAAAGAUAGAGAAAAUGAAAAGGCAGAGGACUUUGUACCAGAUGAAGGGACAGGAUAAAACCCCAGAAAAACAACUAAAUGAAGAGGAGAUAGGCACCCUUACAGAAAAAGAAUUCAGAAUAAUGAUGGUGAAGAUGAUCCAGGACUUUGAAAAAAGACUGGAUGCAAAGAUUGAAAAGUUUACCAAAGACCUAGAAGAAUUAAAGAGCAAACAGAGAUAUGCAACACAAUAACGGAAAUGAAAAAUACACUAGAAGGAACCAAUAGCAGAUUAACUGAGGCAGAAGGACGAAUAAGUGACCUGGAAGACAGAAUGGUGAAAAUCACUGAUAUGGAAAAGAAUAAGGAAAAAAGAAUGAAAAGAACUGAAGAUAGCCUAAGAUUCCUCUGGGACAAUGUUAAAUGCACCAACAUUCGCAUCAUAGGGGUCCCAGAAGGAGAAGAGAGAGAGAAAGGACCCAAGAAAAUAUUGGAAGAGAUUAUAGUUGAAAACUUCCCUAACAUGGAAAAGGAAAUAGCUACCCGAGUCCAGGAAGCACAGAGAGUCCCAGGCAGGAUAAACCCAAGGAGAAACAUGCCAAGACAUAUAGUAGUCAAAUUGACAAAAAUUAAAGACAGAGAAAUGUUAUUAAAAGCAACAAGGGAAAAACGACAAAUAACAUACAAGGGAACUCCCAUAAGGGUAACAGCUGAUCUCUCAGCAGAAACUCUGCAAGCCAGAAGGGAGUGGCAUGAUAUAUUUAAAGUGAUGAAAGGGAAGAACCUACAACCAAGAAUACUCUACCCAGCAAGGAUCUCAUUCAGAUUCGAUGGAGAAAUCAAAAGCUUUACAGACAAGCAACAGCUAAGAGAAUUUAGCACCACCAAACCAGCCCUACAACAAAUGCUAAAGGAACUUCUCUAAGCGGGAAACAUAAGAGAAGAAAAGGACCUACAAAAACAAAAACAAAACCAUUAAGAAAAUGGUAAUAGGAACAUACAUAUUGAUAAUUACCUUGAAUGUAAAUGGACUAAAUGCACCAACCAAAAGACACAGACUGACUGAAUGGAUACAAAAACAAGACCCAUAUAUAUGCUGUGUACAAGAGACCCACUUCAGACCUAGGGACACAUGCAGACUGAAAGUGAGGGAUGGAAAAAGAUAUUCCAUGCAAAUGAAAAUCAAAAGAAAGCUGGAGUAGCAAUAGUCAUAUCAGAUAAAAUAGACUUUAAAAUAAAAAAUGUUACAAGAGACAAGAAAGGACAUUACAUAAAGAUCAAGGGAUCCAUCCAAGAAGAGGAGAUAACAAUUAUAAAUAUAUAUGCACCCAAUAUAGGAGCACCUCAAUACAUAAGGCAAAUGCUAACAACUAUGAAUGAGGAAAUGCAAGGCAGAAAUAGAGACACAGAUGUAGAGAACAAACACAUGGACACCAAGUGGGGAAAGCGGGGAGGGUUGGGGGGGGGGUGAAUUGGGAGACUGGCAUACCAAAUUGUACACUCUAAAUAUAUGCUGUUUAUUGUCUGUGAAGUGUAUCUCAAUAAAAGUUCUAAAAAAAAAAAAAAACCCACUUGCCAAUGCAGGGGACAUGAGUUCCAUCCUUGGUAAAAAAAAGAAAAAGAAAAAGAAACGAGGGGGAUUUCCCUGGUGGUCUAGUGGUUAAGACUCCGUGCUCCCAAUGCAGGGGGCCUGGGUUCGAUCCGUGGUCAGGGAACUGGAUCCCACAAGCCACAACUGAGCAUUCGCAUGCUACAACUGGGAGUUUGCAUGCUGCAACUAAAUGAUCCCACAUGCCGCAACUAAGACCCAAAGCAGCCAAAUAAAUAAAUAUUUUUUAAAAAAAGAGUCAAGGCGGAUAGAGUAGGAAGGUCUAAUCAGAGUUCCAGUAGAGAGACAGAAAACAUCUGAAGAUAUGACUCAGAGUUUUCUAGAACUGAUGAAAGACAUCAAUUCAUAGAAUCAAGAAACCUAAGGAAUCCCAUUAAGAUAAAUACAAAGAAAACCACACUUAGACACAUCACAGUAAAAUGCAGAAUACCAAAGACAAAAAAAAAAA